This is a messenger RNA of Trichoderma breve, 1149 nucleotides long. Its product is annotated as protein kinase domain-containing protein. The transcript has 5 exons. The record is from RefSeq and is a predicted model, not a curated record. Gene Ontology annotation, molecular function: ATP binding; calcium/calmodulin-dependent protein kinase activity. Lineage: Eukaryota; Fungi; Ascomycota; Sordariomycetes; Hypocreales; Hypocreaceae. Bases 1 to 1149 code for a protein of 382 amino acids. Gene Ontology annotation, biological process: cellular response to oxidative stress; protein phosphorylation.
AUGAGUAACUCGGAGAUGGGUAGAAAUGGCUCAUCGAAGAGCAGGGAUAUUCACGACGCCGCAAGACUCACUCCAAGGCCACAACAGUCGGGAGGAGUUUCUCAACAAGAGAGUGGCAGCAAAGCGAACCCAAAUAUAUUGGAAGACGCCGAUAAUUUACACAAGAAAUCGCAUUCGCCUCAGAAUGUACAAAAACAAUCGGAUCCAGGAUUUUCCUCGUCUGCUGGAGGUUCCUAUGAUGACCUGAAGCUUGGUACUGUUUCUUCAUCAUUUUGGGGAACUAUCAUCAACAGAGUACGAAAGCAGCCUAAAAGUUAUAACAAGAAAGCAAAAUAUCAAUUUGGAAAAACUCAUAGUGACAGGACAGACGGAACUAUUUGUGAAGCAGAAGGCCCAUCGGGCCUAGUGGCGAUCAAAACAAUUGCCAAAAAAGUGUCAUCCUCGGCAGAAAAAGAAGCGAGCAGAGAAAUAAACGCUCUACGGCGAUUAAACCACCUUAACAUAAUCCAACUAGUCGAUUGGUUUGAAUCGAGAGAUAACUACUACAUAGUCACGCAAAAUACCAAUGGAGGCAGUCUUUUUGAUCGUGUAAUAGAUCUAAUCAAAUUUCGGGAGAGAGAGGCGACAGUCAUUGUACUUCAGGUCCUCAGCGCCGUUGCCUAUCUGCAUAGCAAUUCCAUCAUCCACCGAGAUAUAAAGACCGAGAAUAUAGUCUAUGCCUCGAAAGCUUUCGAUUCACGCGUUAUUUUGACUGGCUUCGGUGUAUCAGCCAUACAGAGUUCUGCAGAUGAGGUCUUCUACGACUUUGUUGGAUCAUUUGGAUAUGCUGCCCCAGAAGUAGUACGGAAAGCCGGACACGGUCGAUCCGCCGACAUUUGGUCGAUUGGCGUUGUCACAUAUGUGCUAUUAUGUGGCUAUACACCAUUCCGGAGUACUAAUAUUCAGGAUUUUCUCGAGGAGAGUACUCAAGAGGAUCUAGUUUUCCAUGAAAAAUUCUGGAAGGAUAUUGGUCAAGACGCAAAAGACUUUAUUUCCAGUCUGAUGAAUCUGGUCCCUGAAAAACGACCCACUUGCCAGAAUGCACUCGCACACUCAUGGAUUGAUAAUAGGCCUUCAGAGGCGUCAAGGAUAAAUACGGUUGAGGAAUAA